Molecule: messenger RNA, 2751 nt
Organism: Cyprinus carpio (common carp)
Lineage: Eukaryota; Metazoa; Chordata; Actinopteri; Cypriniformes; Cyprinidae
Product: serine/threonine-protein phosphatase 4 regulatory subunit 2-B-like
Biological process (GO): protein dephosphorylation
Cellular component (GO): cytoplasm; nucleus; protein phosphatase 4 complex
Molecular function (GO): protein phosphatase regulator activity
Source: RefSeq, a predicted model, not a curated record
AGCCACUAUUGCGCAACAGUCAGCCGGCAGUGACGUCGCAGACGCCGCCAUAUUGCAAUGUUUCCCUUCUCCUCUUCUUCACUGAGCUCAACAGCAGCCAUCAACUUUCGCUUUACAACUGGAGACAGGGACAACACCACAGACAUGGAGACAGACACUCUUCUGGAAGCUCUUAAAGAUUUUGACAAGAAGGUGAAGAAAGAGUCAUCUUCAGUGUUGGAUCAGUUUUUGUGCCAUAUUGCGAAAACCGGGGAAACGCUGGUGUCCUGGUCUCAGUUUAAAAGCUACUUCAUAUUCAAACUGGAGAAAGUGAUGGAAGAUUUCCAAGCAUCGUCCCCAGAGCAACGUGGGCCUGCCAACCCCAAUGUUGAGUCGGUUCCUUUUGAAGAAAUGAAGGAGAGAAUUCUUAAAAUAGUCCAUGGAUACAACGGGAUCCCAUUCACUAUCCAGCGCUUGUGCGAGCUGCUCACUGAACCUAGGAGGAACUACACAGGAACAGAAAAAUUUCUCAGAGGAGUAGAGAAGAAUGUGAUGGUGGUCAGUUGCAUUUAUCCUACAUCUGAGAAGAAUGGCUGCAGCGGUGUCAACAGAAUGAAUGGAGUCAUGUUGUCAGGGAACACAUCCACCUUUACAGAGAGGAAAGUGAAUGGUCCAGGAACGCCCAGACCAUUAAACAGACAGAAACACUCCAUGUCCAGUUCACUGUCCACAAAUGGCCUUCCGGACAGUACAGAAAACAAGGAGACACACACAGCACAAGGACACAGCAAAUCAGCCAGUGAUGCAUCUGUAUCAGGCAUUGGUGGGCCUCUCAGCAGCUCUGUGAAAAACAAACACUUAGAUGACGAGGAAGAUGAGGGAAUGGAGGCGGAGGAACAUGAAGUGAAGAGGCUGAAAUUUAACCAGGAUGGCAAUGAUGAAGAGGAGGAUGAAGAUGAAGCAGACCAGCAGGUUGUCGAGACACCCAGAUCUACAUCAACUAAUAGCUCCUCAGAUCAGUCAGAGGAUGCCGAAUCACCAUCAUCCAUGUUGCAAGAGGGGAGUGAAGAAGAGGAUGAAAGUAAACCUCAUGAUUCAGCCGGAGGCUCUGAGGACCAAGAGCCUUCCAGCACACAGCCUGAGUGUUCUGUGGCAGAUUCUAGAGAGGCUUUUACUGAGAGAGAGGUUCCCUGUGGCUCUGAUGACUCCUCAGAAGAGCCCAGUGAUAUGGACCAAUCAGAGCAAAGAGCCCCGGUGGGCGUGGACUCUAGCCCUGAGGUGAGAGAAGGGGAGGAGCCAAGCGAGCAGGUCAGCAGCAGUAGCACUGAUGAAAAUGCGUCUGGACCCACAUCCAGCAGCAAUAGAGUAGAGUCACCCACAGAGGGCGACUCUGGGUCAGGGGCCCUGGACUUGGAGAAUGCAGAGGAGGAGCCUAUGGAGCAGGACUAGAAGCCUGCAGAUUCCUAGCCUAAACAAUAACUGCGUGCUUUUGUGGAGAUUAAGAAGACACACACUUAAGUGGUCUUCCACAAAGACAACACACAACCUACCGCCAUGCGCCUUUCGGUCGAGAGUCCACCUAACUUCUCCAACCUUCCCAAACGGACACUUUAUGCAGAUGUACAUAUGAUUUUAUUGCUGAAGUGAAGGUUUUAAACUGUCUUUUGUUUCCCAGUUAUUUCCUUUGAUUUCAUUCAUAUCAUCGGUUUCUGCCAGUCUGUUUUGUCACAGAGCUUAAAGCGGUUUGACUGAAGUUUUUUGGUGUCCAGUCAUCACAUUGUCAACCGUGACAUCAAUAAAUAGCUAAUUAAAGAAAAAUUCAUGAUCAAAUACAAGUUAAACUCUAUUGACGCAGCUGUGGUGUACUUCUGGUUACCACAGGAAAUAAUUCCAACUUGUAGCUCCAUUAGAAAAAGCUAAAGUGGAAGUCACUCGUCAUAGACUUCUAUAAUGUAUUUCAAAGCCAAAAUAUGUUGUUAUCAUAUACAGCAUACCUCAGCUGUUGUUGUUAAAGCUGAACUUGUAUUAAACUAAUAUUUCUUUUAAUAUUUUAGUCUUGUUCAAGGCUUUAGAUCAGCUAGGACGUGUCUUCUCUGCAUUGGUUUAUUAAUAUUUUAGUCACCUAGUGUCAAGCAUCAAGGCAGUGGAGUUUAUCGUCUUGCUCUCUCUGAAGACUCAUAACUGGCUGCUGUUCAGGUUACGUUCCAAGCAAAUACAAGCCAUAGCUAUCUUUGUUCUGUUGAAUGAUUCAAGCCUAGCAUAACAUUGCUUCUUUCUGGUCGUUUGUGUGUAACUGAUGGGAUGUAAAAUCUCCUGUCUCACAUACUACCACCUUCGCUUUUGUAUUCUUGUGCAGUCUGCGCUGCAUUGAAAGUGAGUGGUUUAUGUCAGGUACAUUUACCUCUUGAUUCAAACUGAUUUCAUGAUUCAUGUUAAUUUAUACCAGCAUUUCAAUCUCCUGUUUUAUGAGAAGUUGUUCUCAUUUUUGUUGUUUGUUUUGGCAGGUGAUUGUUGACUGCUCAUACUAGCUCAAUUACAUUUGUGACGGUCCAACCCUGAGUUGUUCCACCGAUAACAGCUGGCUGCCGUUUUGCAGCUGUGUGUUUUCGAUAUUUAGAAUUUUGAAAUUUCUGUAAAGUAGUGUUUUGUAGAGAAUUGUUCACUGCCUUUUGUGCAUCCAUAUAUAAUUGUAUACUUUUUUUCUGUGUAUUACUGAAUGCGUGUGGUUUCAAUACAGUAUUCAGACAAAGCAAUAAAUGUUAUUGUUUUAAA